Molecule: messenger RNA, 192 nt
Organism: Penicillium pulvis
Lineage: Eukaryota; Fungi; Ascomycota; Eurotiomycetes; Eurotiales; Aspergillaceae
Exons: 2
Coding region: 1-192 (63 amino acids)
Source: RefSeq, a predicted model, not a curated record
AUGGGAUCAACUCGAGCUAGCAAAACCAUCCUUCUGGAUGUUCUCGCGAAUCGCAAAUCUAUAGGUCCUGUUCACGGCGAGGUCCAGAUCGACGGUCGACCGCACCGACAUCCAUCUCCCCACUACAACGGUGCGCGAGGCAUUAGAGUUCAGUGCUCUCCUUCGUCAACCGAGAGACCUACCAAGAUCUGA